This is a messenger RNA of Gorilla gorilla gorilla (western lowland gorilla), 1310 nucleotides long. Its product is annotated as pregnancy-specific beta-1-glycoprotein 5. The record is from RefSeq and is a predicted model, not a curated record. The transcript has 7 exons. Lineage: Eukaryota; Metazoa; Chordata; Mammalia; Primates; Hominidae.
GCUGCUGCCCCGGGAAGAGGCUCAGCGCAGAAGGAGGAAGGACAGCACAGCUGACAGCCCUGCUCAGGAAGUUUCUGGAUCCUAGGCUCAUCUCCACAGAGGAGAACACACAGGCAGCAGAGACCAUGGGGCCCCUCUCAGCCCCUCCCUGCACACAGCACAUCAAAUGGAAGGGGCUCCUGCUCACAGCAUCACUUUUAAACUUCUGGAACCCGCCCACCACUGCCCAAGUCACGAUUGAAGCCCAGCCACCAAAAGUUUCCGAGGGGAAGGAUGUUCUUCUACUUGUCCACAAUUUGCCCCAGAAUCUUACUGGCUACAUCUGGUACAAAGGGCAAAUCAGGGACCUCUACCAUUACGUUACAUCAUAUGUAGUAGACGGUCAAAUAAUUAUAUAUGGGCCUGCAUAUAGUGGACGAGAAACAGUAUAUUCCAAUGCAUCCCUGCUGAUCCAGAAUGUCACCUGGGAAGACGCAGGAUCCUACACCUUACACAUCAUAAAGCGAGGUGAUGGGACUGGAGGAGAAACUGGAAAUUUCACCUUCACCUUAUACCUAAAACUGCCCAAGCCCUAAAUCACCAUCAACAACUUAAACCCCAGGUAGAAUAAGGAGGUCUUAGCCUUCACCUGUGAACCUAAGAGUGAGAACUACACCUACAUUUGGAGGCUAAAUGGUCAGAGCCUCCCGGUCAGUCCCAGGGUAAAGCGACGCAUUGAAAACAGGAUCCUCAUUCUACCCAGUGUCACGAGAAAUGAAACAGGACCCUAUGAAUGUGAAAUACGGGACUGAGAUGGUGGCAUGCGCAGUGACCCAGUCACCCUGAAUGUCCUCUAUGGUCCAGACCUCCCCAGAAUUCACCCUUCAUACACCAAUUACCGUUCAGGAGAUAACCUCUACUUGUCUUGCUUCGCGGACUCUAACCCACCGGCACAGUAUUCUUGGACAAUUAAUGGGAAAUUUCAGCAAUCAGGACAAAAUCUCUUUAUCCCCCAAAUUACUACAAAGCAUAGCGGGCUCUAUGUUUGCUCUGUUCAUAACUCAGCCACUGGCGAGGAAAGCUCCACAUCCUUGACAGUCAAAGUCUCUGCUUCUACAAGAAUAGGACUUCUUCCUCUCCUUAAUCCAACAUAGCAGCUGUGAUGUCAUUUCUGUAUUUCAGGAAGACUGGCAGGAGAUUUAUGGAAAAGACUAUGAAAAGGACUCUUGAACACAAGCUCCUGAUAACUUCAAGAUCAUACCACUGGACUAAGAACUUUCAAAAUUUUAAUGAACAGGCUGAUACUUCAUGAAAUUCAAGACAAAGAAGAA